AUGUCGCAGAGGACCGACAUGGACAAAACAAUAAAGGAUACGUCUAUCCUGGAAGAGUACAACAUCAACUGGACGCAGAAGCUUGGGGCUGGAAUCAGUGGUCCAGUAAGGGUUUGUGUGAAAAAAUCAACUCAAGAGCGGUUCGCACUGAAGAUUCUUAUAGAUCGGCCAAAAGCCAGAAAUGAGGUACGAUUACAUAUGCUGUGUGCAGCACAUACAAACAUUGUGCAAAUCAUCGAUGUUUAUGCAAACAGUGUGCAGUUUCCCCACGAAUCUAGUCCAAGGGCACGGCUCCUAUUUGUUAUGGAGAUGAUGGAGGGGGGCGAGCUGUUUCACAGAAUCAGCCAGCACCGGCACUUCACUGAGAAGCAAGCCAGCCAAGUAACAAAGCAGAUUGCUUUGGCCCUACAGCAUUGUCACUCAUUAAACAUUGCCCACAGAGAUCUGAAACCAGAGAAUUUGCUGUUUAAGGAUAACUCCUUGGAUGCUCCAGUCAAAUUGUGUGAUUUUGGGUUUGCAAAAAUAGACCAAGGAGACCUAAUGACACCACAGUUUACCCCUUACUACGUAGCUCCUCAGGUUCUAGAGGCACAAAGAAGACACCAGAAAGAGAAGUCAGGAAUUAUUCCUACCUCCCCAACACCAUACACAUAUAACAAGAGCUGUGACUUAUGGUCCUUAGGUGUGAUUAUCUAUGUGAUGCUGUGCGGCUACCCUCCUUUUUACUCCAAACACCACAGCCGGACAAUCCCUAAGGAUAUGAGGAAGAAGAUUAUGACAGGAAGCUUUGAGUUCCCAGAGGAGGAAUGGAGCCAGAUCUCUGAAAUGGCAAAAGACAUUGUCAGAAAGCUGCUGAAAGUUAAGCCUGAGGAACGACUCACCAUUGAAGGUGUUCUGGACCACCCUUGGCUAAACUCCACAGAAGCCCUGGAUAAUAUUUUGCCAUCUGCACAGAUGAUGAUGGAUAAGGCAAUGGUUGCCGGGAUACAGCAAGCACAUGCAGAGCAGCUUGCCAACAUGAGAAUACAAGACCUCAAUGUCAACUUGAAACCAUUAAACAUUGUCAAUAAUCCCAUCCUGCGCAAGAGAAAGCUAUUGGGGACAAAACCUAAGGAAAAUGUUUAUAUCCAAGAUGCAGAGAAUGGAAGUGAAGAUUCCAAUAUUGCUUUGGAAAAACUGCGUGAUGUGAUUGCACAGUGCAUCUUACCACAAGAAGGUAAAGGAGAAAAUGAAGAUGAAAAAUUAAAUGAAGUUGUACACGAUGCUUGGGAAUUCAACAGAGACUGUAAAUUACUGAGAGACACUCUGCAAGGUUUUAGCUGGAAUGGACAAGGAUUUACAGACAAAGUCGAUCGUCUGAAACUUGCUGAGAUUGUAAAGCAGGUUAUCGAAGAACAAACAAACUGUCAAGAGGAUUCUCAAUAGCUGAAGCGUUUUUUUUUUUAUUUUAUUUUUUAUUGUUAUUAUUUUAUAGAAAAUGACUUGCGUCUUAAAUAACUGUAAAAUAGUUUUAUGUAAAUUAUAUCACUGACUUUCCACACCGCUUGAACAUACAGUAAAAAUGUAGAUAGAGGUUUAAACGAAAAAAAGAUCAUUGGUACUGUAAUUUAUUUAGAAAAUACUGGUUUAAAUAUUUUUUCACACUACUGUACUGUUAAUAGGUACAAGCCUAGCAGGGAAUCCGCAGCCGUUCAUAAACUUGUAGUACUCUACAAAGGUAUGAGUUCUCUCCUUUUUUCCGCCCCUAGGUAUUUAGCAGGCUGCUAUCUACACAAGCUGCUGGAUUCCUAAACUGUCAGACUAACACUUUCUGAGCAAUAUGGUUCAGUCUCUGCUGACAUUCAACAUGUUAACAUACUUGAAAAUAGCUGUAUGUUGAAUGUAACUGACUUGGUUACACUGGCUGGCGGUAUCCUCAGGAAUAAUUGGAUAGAGCACAUGCCUUUGAAUUGUUCAUCAGCUGCUCUGUAUAUGUGCCAGUAUAUUUCAGAAAGAUUUAAGACUUUCAAUUCGUAUCCAUGUUUUAAAAUUCUCUGUAGACUUCCUCCAAAGUUGACAAUGUUCAUAUCUUUACCAACCCUGGAACUAAGCAUUUCAUUGCCGUGGGCAAUUUGUCCACUAGGUGGUGCUCUUGUCUAGUCCUGAUAUGACAGAUAUCGUGUAUGUAUUUCUUUCAUAAUAACGAUUUUAUUUAAU
This is a messenger RNA of Nanorana parkeri, 2196 nucleotides long. It is a transcript of the gene MAPKAPK5, whose product is annotated as mitogen-activated protein kinase-activated protein kinase 5. Gene Ontology annotation, molecular function: calmodulin binding; calcium/calmodulin-dependent protein kinase activity; ATP binding. Gene Ontology annotation, biological process: peptidyl-serine phosphorylation; protein autophosphorylation; Ras protein signal transduction. The transcript has 14 exons. Gene Ontology annotation, cellular component: nucleus; cytoplasm. Bases 1 to 1425 code for a protein of 474 amino acids. Lineage: Eukaryota; Metazoa; Chordata; Amphibia; Anura; Dicroglossidae. The record is from RefSeq and is a predicted model, not a curated record.